CUGACGGGGCGGGGCGGAAGCGCCUUCUUGGUUCCCUCCAUCCCACCCUAGCGCGGCGCUGGCGCUCGCCGGGCUCCUCGGUGGCUUCAAACCCAGAGCUCCGCAUCCUCCCGCUGCCGCCCGGAUCGGGCCCCAGCUUUUAGUGCCAAAAGAUGAGUCGAGGAUACUCAGAAAACAAUAACUUUCCAUAUGAUAAUAAUCAAAUGGUUUUGGACAUGAUCCUGUACUCUCUAAUCGGUGUCCCUCAGCCUAUCAACUGGGACAGUGUGGCAAGGCUGGUUCCAGGAUUUACAUCCAAAGAGUGUGCAAAAAGGUUUGAUGAACUGAAAAGCAGUGGAAGUUCACCUGUUGACAACCAGUACAAUCCAUUAAUGGCUACUGGUGGGAGUCCUGUUGAAACCCUAGCUACGUACAUCAAAUCCUCUCUGCUGGAUACACAGGGGGAGUUUCAAGAGCCUUCCAUUGGGCAGAAUUCAAUUUCCAUAACUGGAAGGUCCAGUGUUGCUUCCACAAGAAAUUGUUCUUCAGAAGCUGAGAAACAUUCUGCACAUAAAGGCGGAGAAAAUGCUGAUGAAAGUCAAGGGCCAAAUAUGGUGAUCCACGUGUGUGACGAAGCAAAAAAUUUGAAGGAAGAUUUUGUUUGUCCUCGAGAUCUUUUGAUUUCUGAAAUGAAGUACUUUGCUGAAUAUCUGUCUGUGGAUGCCCAGCGCUGGGAAGAAGUGGACAUUUCAGUUCACUGUGACGUUCACAUCUUUGACUGGUUGAUAAGAUACGUUAAAAGGAACACUAAGGAAUAUGAAGUGUAUGAAAUACCCACUUUAGAACCAGGAAAUGUCAUUUCAAUUCUUAUUUCUUCUGAGUUUCUGAAGAUGGAUUCCUUAGUAGAAAAAUGUAUUCAUUAUUGCCACAAAAACAUGAGUGCUAUCAUAGCCACCCCAUGCAAUAUGAACUGUGUCAGCGGUGACCUCCUUAAGCGUAUAGCUGAUCUUUUCACACACAAUGAAGUGGAAGAUGUGAAGGACAAAAAAGAUAAAUUUAAGAGUAAACUUUUCUGCAAGAAGAUUGAGAGACUGUUUGAUCCAGAGUACCAGAAUCCAGAUUCUCGGGGAAAUGCAGCAACAUUGUACAGAUGCUGUUUAUGUAAGAAGCUUUUAACUAAAGAAACAGAAAGAAGAGUCUCUUGUGUUCCAGGAAAAAUCAACAUAGAUCAACAUGGAAAUAUUAUUUAUGUUCAUAUAAGAGAUAAAACUUGGGAAGUCCAUGAGUACUUGAUCAGUCUUUAUGAGGAAUUAAAAUCUUGGCGAGAUGUGUACUGGCGCCUCUGGGGGAUUAUCAAUUGGCUGAGUUGUUCAAGAUGUAAUCAAUCUUUCCUAUGUACUGAAUUUUCUCACUGCCAGUACCACACACAGCCAGUUCUUUAUCCUGGUGUGGCAAGCGCAUUGGGUACAUCUGGCACUGGAAUAUAUCCCUGCUGUAACCAAAAAAUUCUUCGAUUUGAUCCUACUCCACUUCCAAAGGGCUGUAAAGUGCGGGAUCAUGUGAUCGGUUUACCGGCUGGAGGUGAAGGUGGGGAUACUCUGCCAUAUCAAACUACUAAAAUAUUGAAUGAUCUGCUUCAGCAUAGAGAUGUUGUUGUUGUACCUUUUUCUAAAGAUCAGAAUAGUGAUUCUGGGAUUGGGCUGUGUGAUGAGAGAGAGAUUGAAUGUGAUGUGCUGUUAGAACCAAAUACACCGUGGGGCCCAAAAACUGGAGAAAUCAAUGCUUUUCUUUCUCUGAAAAACUGGACUCUACAGCUGAAACAACAGUCAUUGCUAUCAGAAGAGGAGGAGUAUACCACUGGCUCAGAGGUCACUGAGGAUGAAGUGGGGGAUGAAGAGGAAGUAUACAAGAAACCAGGGAGAAAAGAAAAGCCAAAGAAGUUAAUCAAACAUCCAAAGAAACAAGUUUCUUCACCUAGUGUUCAAAAAAAGGAGAAACCAAUGGAGAAGUCAAAUUCUCGAGAUGCAUCUCCAUUCAUUGUGAGUAUGCAGCAGAAUAAGUGGGAUGCUUCUAGAUCACUGAGAUUCAACCAAGAUGCUCAAAGAGAAGACGAUCAGCGAAGGAUGUGUGAGAUAACAGGGCACCUAAUAAAAAUGAGGUUGGGAGACAUGGACCGGGUCAAGUCAAAGGAAGGCAAAGAACAUGCAGGUGGCAUUUACUCUAGACUUGAAGCUCAGAUUAAGGCCUCAGCGCAAGUCAGUGCUCGACAAAAUAGCACAGAGAAAAACAUAAGGUCUAAAUCUCGCUUUGGUCAAGGCCGUCCGACCUAAGGAACCUCAGGAAGAAACCAUAGCCAGAAUUCAUUGCUGCUUCCUGGAACUGUACUGUACUCCAAUACGGAGAAUGUAUUCUCCAAAAGCUUUUAAGUGACUUAUUUAUUAUUUAUUACUGUAAGCCAUGUAAAUUAUUCUGCUAUGAUGAAUGAAUGCAAAAUCCAGAAAGGUCUAAUACUUAUUUUAAUUGUAAAUACAGUUUCUUAGAUUGCUUUUUUAGGCUAUUGUAUAGAGUGGUGCUUAUAAACUACUCUAGGCCAUCACUUUUAACUGCUAGACAUUUUAAAAUGAAGAAACUACUGAAUUAUGAGUGCAAUCAGCAAUGUUUAAAUGCAUCAUCUAGUAUUGUGAUUUGAAUUAUACAUCUUGAGUCUGGGGGGUGAUCUUUAUCUUGCUUACACUGGUUUGACUGGUGUAACUUUAUUGAAGUCCAUGGAAUUACUUCUGAUUGACAAGGAUAUACGUGAAAUCAGAAUCAGGCCCCUAGGCUUUCCUCCAUGUGUCCACACAACUUCCAUUCAUGCUAAGGUGAGCAUCAAGGGGGAUUAGACCCCUAAAGAUCACAUGAAACGAACCUACUGAGGGUAUGAUAACUUUGCAUCUUGCAUGAGGCAUUCAUUUUCUCAACUUUACUGCAUGGAAAACAGCAUGUUCAUUCUCAUUUUGCUCCUGACUCUUCUCCUGCAUCAUACAGUUCUUUGUUCCCUUUUCUUGUCUGAGCUUUAGAGGCAUAGUAAAGCAGUUUCUUCCUUUAGUGAUACCAGUGCCACUGUAUCUUUGCUAGCAGAGGUGGUGUAAGUUCUGUACCUUUUGAAAUGAAAGGAAAUCACUUUGAGGCAUCUUGUCUUUGUAGAUCUGGCCAGAAAGUAUGUUUCUAGACCUGCCUGAAUAAUCCUAUUUGGCAAUAGAAUAUUCUGAUGUGGUUCUACUGGAGCAGUAGCGUCCAUGUUUGUUUUAGUGCACAGUCCAGUAGUACCAGAAUGGAACAACUUGCCUGGGAAAAAAUUGUGUUUAUUCAAAGGAAAUUGCAAUAAAGCAGUAUUUUGAAAACCAUGUUCUAAUUUUUCUAAGCAGGCAAAAAGAGCACUCAGGGAAAACUUAUUCCAGACCAUAAUCAUUCAAUAAAAUGUGUUUGGAAAUAAGCUCAAGAUCUCUGGGGAAAAAAAUCCUUCCUUAAAAGGUAUUCUCUAUUUGCAGGCCUUUAUUUGCCUUGUUUCUAGAAUUUUUCUAAUAAUUUAAAUUGGAAAUUAGGCAUGGUGGUGAUUGAGAGAGGUUACAGGUUCAUUAAAAAUAAGUGGUAGCUCUGUUUACAUGUGUUCCUUAGAGUUAACAUCAAUCCAAAAUUCAUUGAAACCAAUGGAAGGACGUUUGUUGACUUCAGUGACCUUUGGCCUGGGGUAUGAUUGGUAGGUGCAGCAGUGCUUUAUCUUACAGUCAGAAGAGACAUGGCUUUAUCAAAACCUAUUUGUUUGUUUGCCAAAAAAAAAUCAGUUUUGUGUAUUAAAAUUUGCGUUUAUACUAAAUAUUAUUUGAAAAACUCAUUUUCUUAGAAAAUGGUUUACAAUUCACUGUGCAAAAAUGUUAGUUUUCUAGCUUGCAUAGAAGACUGUCUAAAGCUGUACAUGUAAACUUUGCUAUGCAAGUUGCAAAUUGAACAAGGGUGUGUGUGUGUGUAAAAUUUUUUAAAACUGCUGACUUGAAAAAGGGAAAAUUCUCUCCAGGAGGGGAAGUCUAAUGGUUAUAGCUUAUGUCAAAAUGUCAUUUUUACAUGCCAGUAUCCUUCAUAAUAUUCUAUUCAAAACUAACUUUUUUUUCUUUUUUAAAAACAUAUGCCUGUAAUGUAUGUAGUGGAAGUGCAAUUCAUAUUUUUUAUUAAGUUUUAGUAGUAGUUUCUUUGACAAAUUCCAUUAACUUUUAUCCUGUAUUAACUUUGAAGUCAUGUCUCAGUUUAACUGAAAUAAAUGUUACUGAUUUUAAAAACACUUUAUUUUUAGUAGACUUUCAAAGUCAAAUACAUUAUAUAGUGGGAAAUGUUGUUUCUGAUUCAGAUAAUGAUUCUUGCAUGUCAUUGUCCCUUCCUCAAAAAUGUAUAG
Messenger RNA from Mauremys mutica (yellowpond turtle), 4405 nucleotides. It is a transcript of the gene SANBR, whose product is annotated as SANT and BTB domain regulator of CSR. The transcript has 22 exons. The record is from RefSeq and is a predicted model, not a curated record. Bases 153 to 2309 code for a protein of 718 amino acids. Lineage: Eukaryota; Metazoa; Chordata; Testudines; Geoemydidae.